This is a messenger RNA of Pantherophis guttatus, 2339 nucleotides long. RefSeq names its product MAGUK p55 scaffold protein 1 (gene MPP1). The record is from RefSeq and is a predicted model, not a curated record. Gene Ontology annotation, molecular function: protein binding. NCBI's taxonomy places the organism in Eukaryota, Metazoa, Chordata, Lepidosauria, Squamata, Colubridae.
CUGACGGCUGCUCGGUCCUUUUCCCCUCGGCCGGCUGGGAAGCGCACCGGAGAAGAUCCGCUUCUCGCCCGGGGCCAGCCAGAGCCGUGCGCCCUGCGCCCUGCGCCCCCAGCCAGCCAGCCAGCCAAGCAACCUCCCGUUGCACCAUGACGCUGAAAUCCGAGCGGAGCGGAGACAACAGCAGCAGCAGCAUGAGGACGGCGCUCUCGGACCUCUACCUGGAGCACCUGCUGCAGAGCAAGCCCAGGGUCGAGACGGUCUCUUGCCCAAUGAAUGCAAUAACCGAGGACAUUUACACCAACGGCUCAGCCAAGAACGGCAGCCUCGCUCAUGCCAAUGGCCAGGAGAUGCGGAAGAUACGUUUAAUCCAGUUUGAGAGACCAACGAGGAGCCCAUGGGUAUCACCCUGAAGCUCAACGAGAAGAAAAGCUGCAUGGUGGCCAGGAUCCUUCACGGGGGCAUGAUUCACAGGCAAGGUUUCCUUCAUGUGGGAGAUGAGAUCCUCGAGAUCAAUGGGAAGAGUGUGGCCAACCAUUCGGUAGACCAGUUGCAAAAGAUCUUGAAAGAAACCAAGGGGACCGUCACCCUAAAGAUUGUUCCCAACCAGCAGAAUCGUAUUCUGCCUCUCCAGAUGUUUGUCAGAGCUCAAUUUAACUACGACCCGCAGAAGGACAACCUCAUUCCUUGCAAAGAAGCUGGUUUGAAGUUCCAAACCGGAGAUGUAAUUGAGAUUAUCAAUAAAGAUGAUAGUAAUUGGUGGCAAGGCCGGAUAGAAGGUUCUUCCAAUGGCUCGGCGGGGCUUAUUCCAUCUCUGGAGCUCCAAGAAUGGCGUGUUGCCAGCACAACCCAAGAGAAUCAGUCCGAAGGCCAGAGCUGCACCCCUUUUGGAAAGAAGAAAAAGUGCAAAGACAAGUACUUGGCAAAGCACAGCUCAAUUUUUGACCAGCUUGAUGUAGUAUCUUACGAGGAGGUGGUCCAACUGCCAGCUUUUAAGCGGAAAACUCUGGUGCUUAUAGGGGCAAGUGGUGUUGGACGAAGCCACAUUAAGAACAUGCUGCUCAACAAAUACCCAGACAAGUUCGGAUAUCCUGUUCCAUAUACCACUCGGCCCCAAAAGAAGAAUGAAGAGGAUGGAAAGAACUAUCACUUUGUCUCCACAGAAGACAUGACAAAAGAUAUCUCUGCUAAUGAGUUCCUGGAAUUUGGAAGUUACCAGGGCUAUAUGUUUGGCACCAAAUUUGAAACUUUGCACAAGAUCCAUCAACAGGGCAAAAUUGCAAUCUUGGACAUUGAGCCUCAGACACUGAAAAUCAUCCACACUGCCGAGUUUUCUCCGUUCAUUGUGUUCGUUGUUCCUCCAAAGCAAGCUGAUCAGAUAGAAACCUUGCAACAGCUUCAGAAGGAUACAGAGGCCAUCCGGAGCAGAUACGCCCAUUACUUUGAUUUGGUGUUGGUGAACAACGGUGUGGAAGAGAGCCUUGAGCAACUGCAGGCAGCUUUCGAUCGGGCAUGCAGUUCCCCGCAGUGGGUGCCAGUUUCUUGGGUGUACUGAGCUGGCAGCACCACUUAGGCCCACCUCACUGCAGCAUGUCGAGGACAAUAAAAGGAUCAGCCUCUUCCCUGCUCUAUGCUUCUGCCCAAUACACAACCUUCUUGGAGCUACACCAUCGCCUGUUACUGCCAGGAUGAGAGUCCGGGUCCUUCCAGCUGUAAACAUCCUCAGACGAGCAUCUAUGAUGCGGCUUGCUCCUUCGUUGUUCUGUAUUCCCAUUUAUUUGCAGAUGUUAGCAGCAGGGGAUGGUCCAAGAAUAUCCUUCUUCCGCAAUCAAUAAGGUUUUAAACAGGGAUACCAAGAACAUGUUCUAGGUAAAAGCCAUAAUGCCGUAAAUGUUAAGAGCUGUGUUUUAACAACAACGCAUUUUCCUGGUUUUCGUUUUUUCCCACUUGUGACAAGAAGCGCAUUCCAAACCUCUGCAUGAAUGAGAUUUACUCCUUCACUCGUCUUUUUGGGGAAGGGCAGAGAACUCUGAACUAAUGUUGGAUGUCCUGUUCAACUAGGAGCGGUUUUGGAGUUUUUUUGCUUCCGUCACAAGCGUUUGUUCUACCACUGCACCCAUGCACAACACCAGGGAGGGUACGGCCCUCAAAUAACUACCUUUGUAACUAACAGGGAUAAGAAAAAGGGAGCACGGAUGGCCAGGUGUUAAAAUCCCAUGCUCUUGAGGAUGCCAAAAAAAAAAAAACACAAUUGAAACAAACGUGCAAUAGAAACAUUCGGUUGAAUCCAUUACAGGGAAAACUUUUAACAAGCAGCAAUAAAAUACGAUUCAAAAACGUGA